Molecule: messenger RNA, 637 nt
Organism: Triticum aestivum (bread wheat)
Lineage: Eukaryota; Viridiplantae; Streptophyta; Magnoliopsida; Poales; Poaceae
Exons: 1
Coding region: 13-336 (107 amino acids)
Source: RefSeq, a predicted model, not a curated record
UUCGCAGGAAAUAUGGACAGAGAUCAGGCGCGCGUCUCUCUGCUUGUAGUUGGAGCGCUGCUCACCGGCACUGUGAUUGCAGUGCUCGCAGCCGGUCCAGCCGCCGGCGACACCAGGGCCGGGCCUGGGCUAGCCGGCAGCAUGGGCACCGCCUACAGAGUCGACGCGGCUACGGCGCCGCAGAAGCUCACACCGGUGGUGCACCGUCGCGUGCUCGCCAGCCUCGGCAGCUCGGUCUUCGACCCUAACAGGCCGGCAUGCAUCGGCCAGUGCGGGGGCGCCGGGCAGCCGUACACCGGCCGGGGAUGCGUGCGGGCGUACCAGUGCCGCGGCUAGCGCUAAGUUAGCACCGCAUCUGACAAGACGCACCGACGCAAGUUCACUCGAUGGCAUGCCGCUAAACUUGUACGCAUCCCGAAUAGUACGUGCGUACACCCGUUGGUAGUUGUUAUAGUACUAGUUGGAUUGGCCGUAACUCGCAAGUGAUUGAUCCUUGUACGUGAUAAAUUUGUUAUUGUUGCUUGGUGUAAAAUGUUCUCAUGUCUAAUGCUAGAUUGUACGUUAUUCCUAGCCAGCGGCGAGUUUUCUUCAAAAUGUGUGCAUAUGUUUACACAACUUCUUAAAGCAAUAUCAUUAU